ACAGGUGGCGUUAUUUAUCAACAUCCGGCGUAGUUUCGAGAAACGCAUGUUUGCGGCGUGAAGCUUACCGGUCGGUCUUUUUAUCACGAGCUGAUCGAACCCUCGGAACUGUUCUUCAACCGUAAACAAACAACAACACAAACGCAUAAUGGCGAAAUGGGGCGAAGGAGACCCUCGGUGGAUCGUUGAGGAAAGGCCCGAUGCGACGAAUGUCAACAAUUGGCAUUGGGUUGAAAAGAAUGCAACAAGCUGGUCGAUUGAUAAACUUAAGGAGCUGUUGACUGGGCUUGUAGUUGAAAAUAAAAAAGGGAGCUGUGAAGUGAAGGAACUCACCAAGGUGGAAGGCGAGGCAACAGCAAACAACAGGAAGGGCAAGCUCAUCUUCUUCUAUGAGUUUGAAGUGAAGGGGAAAUGGUCAGGUUGUUUGAAAGACUCCAAGAAGAGCUAUAAAGGCACCUUUGACAUACCUAAUUUGAGCGAGGAAAAUGAAGCUCACGAGAUUGAUGUGAAUGUGUCGUGUGAUAGCACAAGUGAUGAUGCCACGGAAGUGAAGGAGAUCAUGAGGAUAGUUGGCACCAAGGUUAUUCAGGAAAAGAUGGCAGAAUAUAUAAACAGACUUCGAGAAGAAUAUGGACAGGGCAUUAUCUUGCCAACCAAAGAUUGUGCAAAAGCCCCAGCUCCAAAGGUGGUAAACAAAGAGAACAAAGCAAAAGAGGAAAUGAAUAAAGUGGUGACUGACUGCAGCGAACGGAUGGAUGGACUAGGUGUGCGAAUCCACACCAAGAAGCUGGUGACCAGGGAGGAGUUUAAAUGUCGAGCUGCCGACCUCUACCGCGCUCUCACUGACAAGGGGAUGGUGGAAGCAUUUACUGGUGGACCUGCUACAUUAGAACCUGCUAAAGGAGAACGCUUCUCAAUGAUGGGCGGCCAUGUCACAGGGGAAUUUGUGGAUUUAGUGCCCGAAAAGAAGAUAGUACAAAAGUGGAGGAUAAAGUCAUGGCCCACAGAGCACUACUCUUUCGUGACAAUAGAACUUGAGGAGCAGGACUCUACUACUGUACUUAGGUUAACCCAGCAGGGGGUUCCUGACUCCGAGUAUGACAAUACGUUACAGGGCUGGAAGACCCAUUACUGGCAACGCAUGAAUCAAGUGUUUGGAUUCUCGGCUAACUUAUUUUGAUGCAGGGGAACAUAGAAAACUAUUUUAACAAUGGACUUCUAGGAAAUGCUCUCAAACCUGGGAUAUUUAUUGCACACAUGUUAGUGUGAUUGUGUGCUGUCAACAUUCCCUCUAAGGGCCAAGGCCAAUAUUGCAAGCAGCCAGGACCUCGUGAAGGGAGUGCUUGGAUUGAUACAAUCAGAAGAAGGGAGGUUAAAAUGUUUGGACGAAGGCUUUUCGGUUGGAUGUUCUGUACAAGAUUUCCAUGUACCUCAAGAAGUGUUUGGGAACAGCUGCAUUUACUGAGUGGAUGAAUCAGCAUAUUUCUUUUAUUUUUCAGCCUUAUAUAAAUCCAGAACAGCUGUUGGGUGUUCAGAGAGAGCCACAUGCUUACCAUGUGCAUUGUCUGUAUUUAAGUGACUUGAUUUUGUAUAUAUACAAUGUACAUCAGUCAGAUUUUCUGCUUGUGAGUGAAAGUCAAUUGUUUAUUGUUAGUAGUCUGAUGUGUAAUGUUUUUAUAUAUGUAUGGAGUAUUUCUUCAAACAGUUGUUAGAAAACCAUGUGUCCAGAAACUAAAUGUUAGUUGGGCGUAAGAAAACACAUUCACAAAUCAUGCAAAUUGGAACUUUAUCUAUUUCUAGGUACCCUUUUGUUGAGAGUAGGCAAGAAAACCUCUUAAACCAUUGUUGGAAAUAGAAAAGAAAUGUUUUUUUGCUUGUAAAUGAGUGUUUUAGGGUGGACAUUACCCUCAGUUGGAAACAUCUCAUCUGCUUAUGUGAAGUCUGUACAAGAUAUAUCCUGAUAUCCAUACAAGAAUUCGGGGUUUUACUGCAAAACUGGCUGUCCAGGGAACCCCCACUAAACCUUUAAAAAAGUGAUUUGUUUUUUGUUGUUCAAACUAAUAUGUAACUAAAUAAAUAGUUGUGUACAAUCAACCUGGGAAAUGGCCUCCCUACAUAAAUGUAUUCCUUGAUGAGUAUAAUACUGGAAUACAGUAUUUGACUAUCGUUGGACUUGGAAUAUUUAAUGAUUUUUUUAAUAAAAAAUUCAAUAUAGAAAUAAAAACAGAAUGUGCUGCGAACUUUAUGAUGAUGCGGGUGGUGCCUGAGAACCACGACUAUUAUUUUUUUUAGCCUAAUUGAUUUGAAGAGUCUUUUUUGGAAAUGAGUGUCCAGGGCCCCAAUCCACAAAGUGAUCGUAGCCCUAUGAUUGUCAUAUCCCUCAGUAUGCAAUACUUGUUUUUUUCUGCAUCCAUUCUGUCCACUUGUGCACAUUUCUGCAUUGUGUAAAACCCUGCGACUUCCCAUCAGGAUAUCCUCAGCUGAUUCAGUGACAUCAUACCCAGGUCCAUGAACAGUUCAGUUGAUCGCACAAUGUUCUUCCUGGUUCAGACAUACUGUAUGUUCAUGCUGUGUUGUGUUACCAGUGAUUAUGAAUGAGUGCCACGAUUCAAAGGAGGAAAUUAGGGCCCUUUUUGGCUCACUGGAAAUACAAAAUUUUAAGGUAGUGGAAAACUUUGAAAUUUUAGUGUGAAAAUUAUCAGAUAUGUUCAAAUAUUUGAUACCAUUUUCCUGUCUUACACUUGCAAGUUUUGGACCAUUGACAUGGUCAAAUACACAAGUAUGGCUCAAAUGAAUAAUAAGUAAGAUUUUUAGAAACUCAAACGAAAUAAUCUCUGACCCAAGAUGAAGUUUUUGUCAUGUUUUAUGUAUCUACUAUGAAAAUCAGAUUGGGUCAGUGACUUGCCCACAUUCAAAUAUUAGAAAAAAUACUUCAUGAAAACCUCUAAAAUAGGCCUUUUUGGACACUUUAUAUCUUUACUAUGCAUUUAUUGUUGUCAUGUCCAUUACAUUCUCGUUGACAUGAACAAAAGACAAAAGUUCUCAUUCAGAGGAACAUAUUAGAUACAUUAGAUUAUCUAAAGUAAAAGUUUUACUCAAUUCUGAAAUUAUACACAUCCUGUGGGCCAAAUAUGGUCCUUAGCACACCUUGUCGUUUGUGCAGGGAUGAACAUGUAGCUGUAACCUGUAACAGACGUGUUACAGUUUCAUGCAUAAGACUGUCCAAAGAAAUUACCAGUCAAACAAUGAGAUCAUCCCUAGCAUGUUGGAACAGCUUCAACAGUUCUGUGUCUACCAGUAUCUAUCACGAGUUUGAAUUUUAAGAAGAGUAUAUGGUAAUGAAGUGUCCUCAUCUUGAUGCUAAUUGGCUGAAAUAAGCCGAUGUGAUGUUAAUUGUUAAAUUUGGAUUCACUCACUCACCUAAUCUUUUGAUUCUGCAAGGCUACAUAUCGAGCAAGUAAGACAGCCAUAUGCUCUUGUGUUGAAUUAGAUGGGUCUAGAUGUGUUUGUCAUAGAGGAUAGGCUGCUAUAGCUGGUUACUUAGUGCUGUAUGCAUGUGUGUAUUGUGGAGGUGCCGUUCGGGCCUUUUUCAGUUCUGUGCAGUUUCCUAAAGUAACUGGCUAAGUUUGUUGCGAUGGAAGUGUCCACUGAGGAUGAAUCUAUCUAUCCUUUAUUUUAACAGUAAGACUCAGUUUAAAAUAACUGAUCAUUUGUGCAUGAAUAAAAGAUAAGCAUCA
This is a messenger RNA of Haliotis rufescens (red abalone), 3737 nucleotides long. RefSeq names its product activator of 90 kDa heat shock protein ATPase homolog 1-like. The coding region runs from base 149 to 1180 and encodes 343 amino acids. The transcript has 9 exons. Gene Ontology annotation, molecular function: ATPase activator activity; protein-folding chaperone binding. The record is from RefSeq and is a predicted model, not a curated record. Gene Ontology annotation, cellular component: cytosol. NCBI's taxonomy places the organism in Eukaryota, Metazoa, Mollusca, Gastropoda, Lepetellida, Haliotidae. Gene Ontology annotation, biological process: positive regulation of ATP-dependent activity; protein folding.